AUGACUGUUCAUGAGACAAAAAUUCAACUUGUGAAUCAAUCCCGAAAUAAAUCUUUACAUGAACAUAUUGAACUUAUGUCCACGUCAAAUAAAUCUAUAUCAACCAUCGACUCCAACAAAUUCUGUAUUGAUCAAUUCAAAGAGAAUAUAUUAAAGGACAUUGCCAAUAUUAACAACUCUCUCGUAGUUUUAACCAAGAGAAUAAAAACACUGGAAAAUACUUUUGUUAUCAAAGAUUUCGCUGGGAAACUAAAUAAGCAUUAUGAGCAAAGCAGAUGUUAUAAACGAAAUCUGUAA
This is a messenger RNA of Diatraea saccharalis (sugarcane borer), 297 nucleotides long. The record is from the annotation of a GenBank genome assembly. NCBI's taxonomy places the organism in Eukaryota, Metazoa, Arthropoda, Insecta, Lepidoptera, Crambidae.